Molecule: messenger RNA, 4896 nt
Organism: Perca flavescens (yellow perch)
Lineage: Eukaryota; Metazoa; Chordata; Actinopteri; Perciformes; Percidae
Gene: st6galnac3
Product: ST6 (alpha-N-acetyl-neuraminyl-2,3-beta-galactosyl-1,3)-N-acetylgalactosaminide alpha-2,6-sialyltransferase 3
Exons: 5
Coding region: 214-1134 (306 amino acids)
Biological process (GO): ganglioside biosynthetic process; oligosaccharide metabolic process
Molecular function (GO): alpha-N-acetylgalactosaminide alpha-2,6-sialyltransferase activity
Source: RefSeq, a predicted model, not a curated record
GCAAGCUUCAUGGGGGUGAAAAAACCCGAGAGAGGAGACGAAUAACGGUACACUCCAAUAUUUACGGAGCCGAUCCCCGCAUUUAACCGCACCACAUUGGCGUCUCCUCCUGUGAUGCAUGCAUGAAUAAAUGUGUUUGGAAACGGACGCGGUGAACGGCGUGUUGGGGCUGACGAAAACAAGCGGUCCACCAUUGUCUGCGUAGAAAUAAGAAUGGCCUGGAUGUGUAAGAGGAAGUCGUUGAUCGCCACCAGUCUGAUCGUGGCAGUGUCGCUCUUUGUGGUCGUGGUAUACUACGCGGAGAAGCCCUACUUCCUCCUGCAGCCAGUGUUCGGUCAGACGAUCAGUAGUCACCAGAUGUUCUCCAAGCAGCCCUAUAAGGCCUUCAAGCCUCACCCAGGCUAUGUUAGCAUUUCCAAACAGGAGCAUCUGAAGCUGCACUGUGAGCUCUGCAGCAUCGUGUCCAGCUCUGGCCAGAUGUUGGGUCAGGCUGCCGGCCCGCAAAUCGACCGCUCUCACUGCAUCUGGCGGAUGAACAACGCACCCACAAAGGGCUUCGAACGUGACGUGGGCCAGCGGACCACGCUGAGAGUUGUCUCGCACACCAGCGUCCCCCUACUGCUGCAGAAUGCCAAGUACUUCUUCGGCCAGGGUAAUGACACCGUGUACGUUGUGUGGGGGCCUCUACGAAACAUGAGGAAGGAUGGGAACGGCAUUGUGUACAACAUGCUGCAAAAGGUGGCUGAGAACUACCCUCAUGCACGCAUCUAUGUCACCACAGAGGACAGGAUGAAAUACUGCGACAUGGUUUUCAAGAAUGAGACGGGUAAAGACAGGAUCCAGUCCGGCUCCUACCUCAGCACCGGCUGGUUCACUCUCAUCCUCGCCAUGGACAUGUGCAAAGAGAUCCAUAUCUACGGGAUGAUAAAUGACACCUAUUGCAAGACGGAGGGUUACAGAAAGGUUCCCUAUCACUACUACGAGGCGGGCACCCGGGACGAGUGUGCAGAGUAUCUGCUCCAUGAGAGCGCCCCCUACGGUGGGCACCGCUUCAUCACCGAAAAGUCUGUGUUCACCAAGUGGGCCAAAACUCAUGCCAUCAAGUUCUUCAACCCACUUUGGCAGCUGUCGUGACCCUGGCUGAACCGACAUGGAAAUACUACACCAUCAUCGUCAUUAUCAUCAUUGUCGUCAUCUGGGGACCAGCUGGGCCUCUACGCUGACCGAAAGUGUGUUCCCUGAUGUGCACAAACAUCAUUCUUGGCACAAAUUUCACUUCAUAUCCAUUUUAAAAACGUUGGUUGAUGGCUGUUUGUCAAGUUCUGGAUGGCUAAUAUCCAGGAAGUGCUGGUUGUUGUUUUUUUGAAGGCCACUCAAUCAGACAGACUGCCGGUCAAUCCUGGACAGCAAAAACAUAUCUCUUGCUUCUUAAGUCUUUUUCCUCUGAAUUUGAAAGCUGAAGAAAGUGCCCAGCACGCCGCUCUUUAUUGACUAAUCGAUCCAUUCGCUGCUCUGUGAGUUUAGCAAAGGAUGGCUCGUAGACUAAUUUAAAAAAAAAAAAAAAAAAGAUUAGAAAACAACAGGAAGAAGUGAAACCAUCUGUUCACUUUCUGUGACCUCAGCAGCUCACAUGUCUGCAGGCCUGCUGAAUUAAAGUGUUUUUCAGGACUGUAGAGCUCAGCUGCUGUCAAGACGGGUCACAUUGCCAUGGAUGCUUGACGAGCUCGCCUACUCUGUUUCCUCUGCGCGUCUGUCUUCUUCUGCCAGGCUGUAAUUAAUCUAUAACAAGUAUCAUUCAGGCCUUUGUCUCUGACUGAGGGAUCAUUGAAGGCAAUUUUCAAUUUACUCUGCAGCGUCUAAAAAAGCUUCAACAAACAGGGUCAUUUGAAAAAAGGAGACAGCAAAAAAAACCAAGGUGAACGAGAGUUGUACAUGUAAAUCAGUUUUUUUUAUAUCAUUAUGCUUGGUUGUUAAGCUGUGUGUAAACUCAGACAGCUUAAAGAUGUCAGCUUUUUAUUUUAAUUUUAUAAUGCUGUGAAAUCUUUUGGCUUGAUGUCGGUAUAGGUUGCUAAUUUAUUCUGCAGAGACAAGUUGCUAACACUCUUUAACAGUGUGCUAUUGACAAUGUGGGCAUCACAAGCACAUAGAGCAAUGUGCAAUAAGAAACUCCAUACUUACGGAAGGAGUUAAAUCAUCUGUGGCCCCGCAGAGGGAGAGAUUUAUGUGUGCAGUGAAACCAUUUGAAGUUAAUUGUAUUCUAUUAUCAUUUUGUGCCUGCAAUAUACUCUGCAGUUCAUUGUAUAGAGACAGAGGAAGAGGCUCCCUCUCUCUCGCUUGCUCAUAUUCUCAUCCAGCUUUGUGCCUCUUUGUGUACAGUAUCACUGUGUGAACACAUAUUCCCAUUUCUCUUUGAACGCAGUGUGCAUGUCUCCUGGUUCAGGUCAUUACAUUUGAAUGCAUCUGAUUCAGGACAGUGAAGAAUAAUCAGUGGCGUGCUGAGGUGUGUAGGUUGGCCGGUAGCUAUGGAGAGCUGAUACACUGACUGUGACCGUGACUCCACCCCCCCCCUCCCUCCUUGAGGCUGUGAUUAGUGUCCCGGUCAGAGCCGCUGCCCAGAGGGGAGGACUGGAAGGAUUCAAAGUCUUCUAAUUUAGGCGACUUGAUGCACAGGGUCCCUGACGACUGUAAUAUACUGCAGCAGAGCUUCACAAUCUCACUCCUACUGCACUGUUUACUAGCACACAUAGGCACUCCAUUUUGGACUCUUUCUCAGUAAGCAUUGGUUUGGUGAUUUACAGGUCAAAAGACAUGUAGGUUUAAACUUGCGGGUUUUUGGAUAUGUUGGCCGAGAUGUAGCUACCGUUGAGGUAAUGCUGUUGAAAAAAUUAUUGUAUGUAACUGAGACAUCUAUAAAAACUACCUCGCUUUCCACUGCUCAAACGUUUUCAGGACCCCAGGAACAUUUUUAAGAAAUGUUUCCUGCAGGAAACAGGGUCUAAAUUCAGUUCCUUGCCCCCCGAAAAGUUCCCACUGUGUGUAGCACAUACCCCCAGGAACUAAUUGACUGGCGUGCUCCUGUAUAACUUGUGUACAACAUUCAUUCACACAGCAAGCAAGCAAACAAUAGCCACUGGUAUUCAUAUUAUGACUAGCAGUGGAAAUUUCUUCUAAUGUUUGUUGAUGUUGCAUGUAACUGCAAAAACAAUGACUCUUUGUUGUUUUGUGUGAAAAAUUGCAUCUCAAACAAAGCUGCAUUUGUUGAUCCAUUAUAAGUCCAAUUUCAAUCUUCACUGUUCUUCACUUGCAGCGGAAACACAAACAAAAAUGUUUUUGAUUUUGUUCAUGAGUUUAGUGCCUAAAACUAUGUGGUUGAAAAGGGGCUAAUUAACUUUUCAAGCUAAUUUAGUUUUUCUUUAAAUUUUUUUUCAUCAAACUACUAUUUCCAAGAAUGAACUUUCAUGCACACUGAUGGGAACUUCAACUUAUACAUCUGAGCUAAUGUAGAUUGUGUGACACAGUUGAAAGCUCCAGAAAAAGCUAAUAUUUUAAAUUUAUUCCACUUUUAACCCAGAUGUCUAGACAUAUUUUGUCCUGCAAACAACCCAAACCCUGCUUUCUGGGUUCUUGUGUGUCAGCUGCAUGUUUGGAAAACAAAACAUGUUUGGCUUGAGGAACAGGAAAAGAAAAUCUGAUCCCUUUCUGUUUUCCAUACAGAGUAAGGCACCCCAAAACUUACAAAGAAUGACCUACAACUCUAAACUCAUUGUAAGUCCGCCUAGCUGACAAGAGCAUCAGCAAAAUGUAAAAACUCCCUAUUUUAAAUUCCACCUGGUGUAGCUCCGCGUGUAGGAGAUGACCGUAACACAGGCGGGGUCAGGGGUCAGAUUUCCUGUGGGACGACACUCGUGCUCGAGAGGUAUGCAGUAUCCCGGCACUGUGAGCAUCUGCAGAUCAAAGUAUAUCAACCACACAAUGUUAGUAAAGCAGAAACACUUACGGUAUUAUUACUCCUGUUAAGGAAGAGGGAAGAUAAGAUCUGGGCCUCUCAGUAUCUUGAUACUGAAUUCAUACAGUAUGCCAUGCAUGUUACAUGAUUAAUGUACAUAUUUUAUACAUUUCCACUCAGCCUGUGAUUGUGCAGUCAUCUGGCAGCUUUCCACCAAUCAGUUUUACCUCUGCUGUACAGUAUAGUCACCAUUAAUUGUAAAGCGCUUCACACCUAGAUUUUAAGUUGUUUAGUCGUCUCAUCUUUUUGAGGUGUGUUAGGGUGCAUUAUGUAAUUUGUUUUAAAUUGUUUACUCAACAACUGGAAGAGUUUCUUUCUGUUCAUCUUCCAUCCUUCUUUUAAUUAGUUUUUUUUUAAAAUAAUGGUUGCUUUUAUUUUUUGUUGAUGCAGUGGUAUGUGUGCUGCAUUGUUUUUCUGCUGCAGAUUGCGUGUUGCCAACAUUUUCUGCUGCUUCAGGCUGUGCUCUCGGUUAUUUUUCUCAUCAACAAACGCUUCAUUGUUCUCAGCCAGAACACACUGGAAGAAUAUCCAUAGAUAUUAUGGAAAAUACGCCCUUAUAUAGGCUCCCAUGAAUCAUCUGUCGCUCGCAGGAAGAGGACUGGAGACACAUUAGCUGUGAAUUAGGAACACUAUGGAUGAAAGUGUGAGCAUAGUGGGAGUCAAAAUAUUCUUUUAAUUUUCAGGGAUACAUUUUUUUCAAGAUUUGUUUUAACUUUAAAAGGAACAGUUUGAGUUUUUGGAAGAAAAAACACACUUAAUCGCUGUCCGGUAGUUGGAUCACAAGUUUGAUUAUACCACUCCUAUGUGCAGCCAGCAGCUGGCUAGCUUAGCUUAGCACAAAGACUGGAUUCAGGGGGAAACAGCUAGCCUGGCAAAUGUCCAAAGGUAAC